UCAAGGCAAAAAGGUGCAACCAUAAUCGAUAAGUUGGAGAUAGAAAACAUUGAUAUCAUUCUGGAUCCUUAUCAGAGUGGAGAAGCAGUCGCACUAUUAAGUGAGUUUAAAGUCAACAUAAAGGAAUAUCUCAAGGAGCUAACAAAAUCGCCUGUGAGGUCUCUUGCAGACAUCAUUGCCUUCAACUCGAACAACCCUGAUUUGGAAAUGAUUAAGGAAUAUGGGCAAGACGAGUUUCUUAUAUCGGAGACGACGAGUGGCAUUGGAGAAGACGUGUUGAAGGCAGUGGAGUUGAUGAAGAAAUUGUCAGAAGACGGAUUCGAGAAACUAAUGAAGGAAAAUGAGUUAGAUGCAAUGGUGACACUGGGAUGGGGUGCUUCGACAGUGCUGGCAAUUGGAGGUUACCCAGCAAUUACUGUGCCCGCUGGUUAUGAAAGCGAUGGAAUGCCCUUUGGUAUCUGUUUCGGAGGAUUAAAGGGUGCUGAGCCCAAGUUGAUUGAGAUUGCUUUUGCUUUUGAACAAUCUACCAAGGUGCGAAGAGCUCCACCGGUCUUGAAAGUGGGAUAUUGAGGAAUAAUUCCUGAAAAACGACGUGAGAAUGGAUUAUUAAUGUUUGCUGAGGGUGAACUACCAUUUUCUACAUUGUAGUUUAACACUUUAUCGAAUUGGUGUCUUUGUUGCUGAAAAUCACUAAAAUAGUCAUUUAAGGCCUCCAGAAAUUAAAUAAUACAAAGAUCUAGCAAUAAAAAACAAAUUUUGAGACGCACGUCAGCUGCUUUGAAAAUU
Morus notabilis is the source of this 786-nucleotide messenger RNA. Its product is annotated as probable amidase At4g34880. The record is from RefSeq and is a predicted model, not a curated record. The annotation marks the transcript as partial. NCBI's taxonomy places the organism in Eukaryota, Viridiplantae, Streptophyta, Magnoliopsida, Rosales, Moraceae. The transcript has 2 exons.